AACAAGGUUUGUGGAGCUAAUUGUGACUCAUCUCAAUACAGCCUGCAUUUAAAAGAGGAACUUCAGGAGAAGAAACUUCAAAUGAUGGAAUUCUGGGUUUCAAGUGGGGGAAUUCUAGUUUUCAAAGUGGUCCCUAGGGGUGCUGAAGGCCCACCCUGUAGUUCUUCAUAAAAGGCACCUCAAAGGUAUCUCUGCUAAAGGGGCCCUAGCGACUGGUGGAAUGUGGGUUAUUAUGAGGACAGACGAUUGUGAUGGCGGCUGGGCUGUGGAAUCUUGUGAGGCCAAAUGUUAAUGCCUCAAAAAAUGUCCUUUGGCCCCAACUGGCAGUGCUGUGGUUUUCUAGAUGGCAACGGAGGAUAGGGAAAUGAUGGAAGGCCGAGGGGCAGGGGAAAGUUGCCCAACCUUCCCCAAGAUGGCGCCUGAUGACCCCAUGUCUGAAGGAAAGCCAAGGGCUUCAUUGCCCCAGGAGGCAGACACCCCGAAGCCAGACUCCUCCUACGACUACCUGGAGGAGAUGGAAACUUGUGAGGACGGAGCAUGCCCGGGGCCACCUAAGGUACUGUCCUCCAAGGCCGGCCCCGCUGCCACUAAAGGACAGGCGGGCGAUGGACCCGAACCCGCGGAGCUGUCCUCGGGCCCAGCCACGGCGGCGCCGGGGAGCCCAGUGCGCGAGCGCGACGCGGAGAUGGAGCUGGAGAAGGUGCGCAUGGAGUUUGAGCUCAAGCGGCUCAAGUACCUGCACGAGGAGAACGAGCGCCAGCGGCAGCACGAGGAGGUGAUGGAGCAGCUGCAGCAGCAGGCGACGCCCCGCCUGUUCUCGGGAGGCCUCCAGGACCUCCUGCUUCCCCAGAACCAGUUCGCCAUGUUCCUGUACUGCUUCAUUUUCAUACACAUAAUCUAUGUCACCAAGGAGAUGAUCUUCUUUCUCUUCUCCAAGCACUACGUAUUCUGCAUUGCGGCCAUUUUGCUCUGUUUGAUUAAAACUUUAUGGUCAUACUUCCAAGUGCUUUCGCUCUCUCUCCAUCACUCGGCACCGCCUUGCCUCACCUGUGCCCCCCUCCCCCAGUCAGAACUCGCUGUUAGGAAAGGUCUGCUGUCAAACAUUUACACCUUAGUGUGA
This is a messenger RNA of Bubalus bubalis (water buffalo), 1120 nucleotides long. RefSeq names its product transmembrane protein 247 (gene TMEM247). The record is from RefSeq and is a predicted model, not a curated record. Gene Ontology annotation, cellular component: endoplasmic reticulum. The coding region runs from base 344 to 1120 and encodes 258 amino acids. The transcript has 3 exons. NCBI's taxonomy places the organism in Eukaryota, Metazoa, Chordata, Mammalia, Artiodactyla, Bovidae.